This is a messenger RNA of Raphanus sativus (radish), 1126 nucleotides long. RefSeq lists its product as uncharacterized. The transcript has a single exon. Bases 192 to 998 code for a protein of 268 amino acids. Lineage: Eukaryota; Viridiplantae; Streptophyta; Magnoliopsida; Brassicales; Brassicaceae. The record is from RefSeq and is a predicted model, not a curated record.
CCCAGUAUCAGUGGCAUCUCUUUUCUCCAACAUAACAUUUUCUUCUCCCAUAUAGAAAAUCGUAACAUUUCCUUCAAUAAUUCUUCCAUAUAUACUCACUUUCCCGUUUCGUUUUCCCGGAAAAUCUUCCCUAGAUUUCUUUCACCCCCACACACACAUAUACAGCUCAAGAUUCCUAUAGACUAACAAUAAUGGAGCCGAAUAAGAGACACGACAAUAUGUUUAGCUUACAGAAUGUUCUAUUCAUUGUCAAAGUCUCAGCUGUCCUAGCCUUCUUCGGUUACUGGGGUUACCCGACGAUUAUAAAUGUACUUGAAGGCGUUGAAAUUUGGUUCAGUUUCUUUAUAAGAAACGUUUUCUUCAUCUUCAUCAUCGUAAACGCUCUCAUCGGCUCGAUAUACUUUAGCUUUCUCCAAACCACCGGAAAAAAGAAACCCGAUCUCUAUGAUGAAUAUAUCGCCGCCGUACCCUCCGUCGUCCGUCCUUCCCCGGAGCCGUCUUCUGCCCUGAUGGAGGUUGGAGACUACGGUGGUGGGUAUUACAGUAACUCGAGUUACCAGGAGAUCACUGUGCCGCAGUUUCAAGCGGUUGGUACGGUUGUGGAGAGUGAAUGUUAUGAACGAGUUAUGAUGGAGACGAGCUCUAAGAGUUAUAGGAAGACGACUAGUUUUGAGAAGGAGAAGAAGAAGAAGAGGUCGACGGUGGAGUAUCGGAGGACGGAGUCGGAGAGAGUGAUGAAAACGGCGUCGUGGAGGUCGCAUGCGAUGGAUGAGCUGAGCAGCGAGGAGUUUCGUAUGAAGGUGGAGACAUUUAUCACGGGGUAUAAGAAGAAAAUGAUAAACGGCAGCGUUGACCAGUGGCAGAACUGUGUCCCCCAGUUGCAAGAUCAGCCUGAUCACAAUGGAACUGGUCGUCAUCGUCAUGCUAGUAGUCGUAGGCUCGUGGGUGGUUCUGGCUCUACUGGUAGUGGUGGUCCGUACUUAGCCAUUUCGAAUUAGAGCUUGGCGUGGGGACUAUGUAAAAGUACAAAUGUUAACCUUAGGUUAUUUUUUACAGCUAAUAAUGUUGUAUUCUAAAUUUCUAAUAUAGAUGAGGCUAUUAAUCUGUGUCACAUGGAAGGAUGCCA